Sesamum indicum (sesame) is the source of this 3687-nucleotide messenger RNA. The record is from RefSeq and is a predicted model, not a curated record. NCBI's taxonomy places the organism in Eukaryota, Viridiplantae, Streptophyta, Magnoliopsida, Lamiales, Pedaliaceae.
GCUCCACUCGCGACCGUUGAACAUCAAAUUCUUCUUCAGACAAAUUCGAACAUAAUCAAUUUUACCAAUUUUCAUAAAAGUCAAGAGAACUGUUCCUGCUUAUAAAAAACAACAACUGUUCCUUCCUUCGAAUAUAUUAUGUUUGCUAAAUUAUUCCAUAAGUCCCCUCAAUCCCAAACCGCAACCCCUUCUUCCCAGCCGGAUGUUGCGCGUGAAAGCAUGGCAUCAUCAGAAUUUGCACCACGUGUUGCUGUUCAUUAUGGCAUCCCAUCAACUGCAUCAAUUCUUGCGUUUGACCCAAUCCAACGCCUCUUGGCAAUAGGGACUCUGGAUGGAAGGAUUAAAGUGGUUGGUGGUGACAACAUUGAGGGACUUCUUAUAUCUCCCAAAGCCCUACCCUUUAAGAACCUAGAGUUCCUGCAAAACCAAGGGUUUCUGGUGAGUGUCUCCAAUGAGAACGAAAUUCAGGUCUGGGAUCUAGAGAAGAGGCGUCUCUCUUCAAAUAUGCAAUGGGAGUCCAAUAUAACUGCAUUUGCUGUUAUAUCUGGUACCAAUUUCAUCUAUGUUGGUGAUGAGUAUGGGUUCGUGUCUGUGCUCAAGUAUGAUGCUGAAGAAGCAAAUAUUCUUCAAUUGCCAUACCACGUCCCUCCAAAUCUUAUUGCUGAAGGAGCUGGGGUUUCAUUGCCUGAUCAUCAGUCUGUUGUUGGUGUACUCUCCCAACCCUGUUCAUGCGGGAAUAGGGUUUUGAUUGCAUUUGAGAAUGGGCUGAUUAUUUUGUGGGAUGUUACUGAAGAUAGAGCUAUUCAUGUUAGAGGCUAUAAGGAUCUGCAACUGAAAGAGCGUAUGGUUGUGAAGUUUUCGAAUAAUGAGAGCCAUACCUACCUGAAUGAUGCACUAGAUAAUGAAGAAACAGAAAAGGAAAUAAGCUCUCUCUGUUGGGUGUCUCCUGAUGGGUCAGUAUUAGCUGUUGGUUAUGUGGAUGGAGAUAUUUUGCUAUGGGACCUAUCAGUUUCUGACAAUGGUAAAGUUCAGAGAACUCAAAAGCCACCUAAUGAUGUUGUUAAGAUACAGCUAUCGUCGGCCGACAGAAGACUUCCUGUCAUUGUUCUCCACUGGUCUCCCAAGAAAGCUCAAAAUGGUUCUGGAGGUCAACUUUUGGCCUAUGGUGGGACAGACAUGGGAUCUGAAGAAGUACUAACGAUCCUCGAUCUUGAUUGGUCUUCUGGGUUAGCAAAGUUGAAGUGCAUCGAGCAUGUUGACCUUAGACUCCAUGGAUCUUUUUCAGAUGUUCUUGUCAUAUCAAAUUCUUAUAAGGCGCAGAACAAAAUGGCUACAUCAAUAUUUGUAUUGACCAAUCCAGGACUUCUGCAUUUCUACGAAUAUGCUUCUCUGUCUACCCUAAAACCUGAGAGAGGAAAGAAUCAUUCUGUGCAUGCAUUUGAAUAUCAUUCAGUUAUACCCACAGUGGAACCAUAUAUGACUGUGGGAGAGCUAUUUAUGAUGAGUUCAGAAAGAAACAAUUUUUAUGCACUCUCAGAGACAGUUGCACCUGCAAAACAACAAUCAGAAACGCUGACUGGCAGGAGCACAAAGUGGCCUCUGACAGGUGGCGUUCCUUAUAGAAUAUCAGAAACUGAAUGCAAUACUAUCAAGAGAAUAUAUAUAGGAGGGUAUCAAGAUGGAUCUGUUCGAAUUUGGGAUGCCACAUUUCCGGUUCUGUCACUUGUUUCUGUUUUAGGAUUUGAGAUAAAGGGCAAUGAAGUUGCUGGUGCAAAUGCGCCGAUAUCAGCUUUGGAUUUAUGUUCUGCUAACUUAACUUUAGCUAUUGGCAAUGAAUUUGGUGUUAUUUUCCUUUAUAGGUUACAUGGAAAUUCAGAUCAAAGAGCCGUUACCAUCGUAACUGAAACCAAACAUGAAGUGCAUGAUUACCUACCCAAGGAGAGAAAUGCUUGUUCUACCAUAUAUUCCAUACUUACUUCUGCUGUGGCUGCCUUACAAUUUGCAACUUCUGGCAUCAGACUUGUUGCUGGAUUUGAGUGUGGAAAGGUUGCAGUGCUUGAUACUAGUUCACCUUCAGUUUUAUUUGUUACAGACUCUGUGUCUAGCUUGAUGUCACCAGUCAUUUCUGUGGCUAUUAAAACUUCACCUGAUACUUAUGAGAAUAGUGCAAACAACUCUGAUGAUGGAACUGGAAGUGAAUCAGCAACAGAGAUCAUUCUUUUCUUGAUGAGAGAUGCACACAUGGUCUUGAUGGAUAGUACCACAGGGAAUAUGAUCAGUUCACCGCCAGUGCGUCCAAAAGAAAAUUCGAUUGCAAUAAACAUGUAUUUAUUAGAAUUGAAGCAUCCUCACCCAGAAGGGUCCAGAAAUGAUUCAAUUAUGUCUUUCCAGCAUAUAGAAGCUAUGCAGAGUGAUUUAUCAAAAGUCGAAGAAGCUAUGCAGCGCACAAAUUUAGAGCACAAGACCCUGGCAUCUCAGAUUUUACUCUGUUGUGAGGAUGCUUUUUACUUUUACCCAUUAAAGUCUUUGAUUCAGGGGGAUCAUAAUUUUGUCCGCGAAUUGAAACUUGAGAAACCAUGUUCUUGGACUGCAAUCUGCAACAGAGACACAGAAAAAUAUGGAAUCAUAAUAGUUUAUCAAAGUGGAGAUAUUGAAAUAAGGUCUUUACCAGAGCUUCAACUGCUGGGCAACACGACUAUGAUGUCACUACUAAGGUGGAACUUCAAGAACAAUAUGGACAAGACAAUGAGCUCUUCUGACAAAGGGCAGAUUACCCUGGUCAAUGGAGGUGAAUUUGUUUUUGUAUCUCUUUUGGCAUUUGAAAAUGAAUUCAGGAUGCCCGAGUCAUUACCUUGCCUACAUGAUAAAGCCCUCGCAGUUGCUGCAGAUGUGGACGUGAAUUUCUUCCAAUACCAAAAGAAGGCACAGAGUGGUAUGCCUGGAUUUGUUAGUAAUGUGAUAAAGGGGUUGAAAGGGGUUAAAGAAGAGCAGGAUAUCAACUAUAAGGAAGCUCGUGAAAUUCUGAUUGCACAUCUGGAAAAAAUAUUUUCAAGGUUUCCGUUCUCUGAUCCCUAUAAUUCAUAUGAUCUAGAAGAUAUGGAACUUCAAAUAGAUGACGUUGACAUAGACAUUGAUGAACCUGUUGUUGUGGUUUCAUCCUCACAAAAGAGCAGUGAUCAUAUGAAAGCAAAGGAAAGUGAGAGGGAAAAAUUAUUCGAAGGCAGUUCCACUGAUGUUAAACCAACAACUCGGACGCGUGAAGAAAUCAUUGCAAAAUAUAGGAAGACGGGGGAUGCAGCAGGUGCAGCAUCAGAAGCUAAGAAUAAACUUAUGGAACGCAAGGAGAAACUUGAGCAACUCAGCAGACAGACUGCAGAGCUCCAAAGCGGUGCUGAGAACUUCUCAUCGUUGGCACAUCAGCUUGCUAAGAAUAUGGAAAAACGUAAGUGGUGGAAUUUAUGACUGCAUACAUCACCUGAUCUUCCUGGCUGGAAUCAAUCUUUUAUAAGGCUAGAAAUUUUACAGAUAUUAUGACGUAGUUGGUUUGCGUUUGAAGUCGGAUUAUUGUAUGGUCGAUUUGUUCAGUACUCGUAAUUUAAAUCGUGAUGAGUGCAAGUUAUUAUGUGAUUAAUUACAUCUAUACUCUUUUAAAAGUGCAAUUAUAUUUUUCUCUAUUUACGGUUAUUA